GGUAUGUCACAAGCGUUGCAACAUACACACAGCGUGUUUAUAAACACACAGAGACGAAUACAGCUCAUUUCACCAAGAUACCAGGACAGAACAAAUCAGCAGCCAACGUUAUCACGUAGUUGUAACGAAGGACAGAAGUUAGUGGAAAUUAUGUCAAGGUAGCGAAACGCACCCCGUCCACAUGGUGAGUGGACAGACUGAAGCACGAGACAGUGACACGCCGUAUGGUGAACACAAAAUAGCAGCGACGUCCUGAGUUGGACUGGAAUUUUUACAGAUUAGCGUUGGAAGAAACGUGUCAUAAUGACGCUCGGAAAUCUAACUAAGGAGUUUCACAAACUCCUGAAGAAUAUCAGGACGCUGUCUGAUGGACAGGCCGAGAUUGUCGAGUGGGACGAUGAGGACGUGUCCAAUUUCAAGGUGGAUGUCAAGCCCCAUGAUGGGGCAUACAAGGGAGGCACUUUCCGCUUCACGGUUACCCUUGGCGAAACGUUUCCAGAAACAGCCCCAGUGAUUCGCUGUGAAACACAUAUAUACCAUCCCAACAUUGACCCAACAGAGGAGUGUGAUGACACCAAUAUCUGUCUGAACAUGUUCAACUCUGAUGAAUGGCAGGAGGCCUAUGGGGUGGAUGGCCUUGUACAGGGCCUCCUCUUUCUCUUCUAUGAACCAAACCUAGAAGAUCCUCUGUCACCAUAUUUUGAUUCAACAUCUGAGGUGGAUUUUGAGAUGAAUGUACUAGCAUCACUGAAGGGAGAAAUUGUGGAAGGUGUUCAGUAUAUCUGGAACUUCGGGGAAAAGGAGAUUGUAGAAGAAAAGGAUGCUGAUCAAGAUCCUAGCAUAAUCAAGGGAGAUAAUUCUAAAAGCAAUAUGGUUGAUAAAGCCGAAGAUAUUGAAAAGGGGGAUAACUCCAGUGUGGAUGAUGCAGUUAUUCUCCGUGAGAAGAGACAAUCUGUUGACUUGGAUAUUAUCGCACAGAGGAGACAGGGGUAUUUGUAGCUUGCGAUAAUAUCAGAAUGAUCAGUGACCCACAGUGCAAUAACGUCUCAUCUGGCGAUGGGGAUGAUACAUCAGAAAACCUCUUCCCUCAACCCUGUGACCUCUCGAAAACUGUUGUCAAAACAAAGGAACUGACAACACCGACUAGUGACUCAAGCCCAUCAGAUCUGAAUCUCCAAUCAAUUGCCUUGUCAGACUGUCCAGAAGUUGUAACCAUAGAAUCUGACCUUCAACAGCCCCUUGUGGACAGCAGGGAUCUGGAUCUGUCUGUCCAGUGUGAAGCACCUUUUGCAGGCAUGUUUGAGAUGAACCUAUCACAUAAAAGUAUAUCACUAAGCUCCUUUGAUCCAGUUGUGCCAGAGAUGAACCUGCUGUUCCUCAUGAUAAACAAACUGACAAAACUGUUCAAAACAUGUCAUCGAACAUGCAAGAGAUAAGGCAUUCUUCUGAUUGUUUAAUUUAUAAUUUUUCAAGUUUUGAUAAUCAGUGCUCUAUUUCUAUAAUUAAUUUGUCUGAAAACAAAUUAUAAUUGGCAGGUAUUGUGAACUGCUGAAGAGCUUGUUUUGUGUGUUAGUAAGUGAUUGAACGAGCAAAUGCUUGUUUCUGUGUCAGUGAGUGAGGAGAGUGCUUGUUUUUGUGUACCGGUAUAUGAAUGAAGAGUGAUACAAAUGCUAGUUUUGAUAUGUGUGAAUAAAUAGUGACUGACACAGCUGCGUGUUAUUUGUGUAUGAAUGACAGAAUUACUUGAUUGUAUGUGUGUGAUUGAAGAGAGUGUGAUAAAUAGGUAUCCCAAGUCUUUCAAUGGUACAGAUAUUUCACUUAUGGUAUUACGUUAUUAUUUAUUUUGUUGAUUAACUCCUGACAUUGGAAAUACAUUGUUUAUAUGAA
Molecule: messenger RNA, 1887 nt
Organism: Haliotis rubra (blacklip abalone)
Lineage: Eukaryota; Metazoa; Mollusca; Gastropoda; Lepetellida; Haliotidae
Product: NEDD8-conjugating enzyme UBC12-like
Exons: 2
Coding region: 304-999 (231 amino acids)
Biological process (GO): protein neddylation
Cellular component (GO): nucleus
Molecular function (GO): NEDD8 transferase activity
Source: RefSeq, a predicted model, not a curated record